Messenger RNA from Monopterus albus (swamp eel), 1289 nucleotides. Its product is annotated as zinc finger protein 2 homolog. The coding region runs from base 12 to 1166 and encodes 384 amino acids. Lineage: Eukaryota; Metazoa; Chordata; Actinopteri; Synbranchiformes; Synbranchidae. Gene Ontology annotation, cellular component: nucleus. The transcript has a single exon. Gene Ontology annotation, biological process: regulation of transcription by RNA polymerase II. Gene Ontology annotation, molecular function: DNA-binding transcription factor activity, RNA polymerase II-specific. The record is from RefSeq and is a predicted model, not a curated record.
AGAGAAGGGGAAUGGGACUGAAACUUCACUCCUGUCAGCACUGUGACAAGGCCUUCUCAUCAUCACAGUAUUUAAAGUGUCAUCAACGUAUUCACACUGGGGAGAAGCUGUACAGCUGUGACCAAUGUGGGUCAGCUUUUACACAGUUGUUAAAUCUAAAAUACCAUCAACGCAUUCACACUGGGGAGAAGCCACACAGCUGUGACCAAUGUGGGGCAGCUUUUAGAGAGUGCUGGGGUCUAAAGGUUCAUCAGCGCAUUCAUUCUGGGGAGAGGCCGUACAGCUGUGACCAGUGUGGGUCAGCUUUUAGUGUUUUGGGGACUCUAAAAUCCCAUCAACGUAUUCACACUGGAGAGAAGCCAUACAGCUGUGACCAAUGUGGAGCAGGUUUUAGACAGUUGGGACAUCUAAAGGUCCAUCAACGUAUGCACACUGGAGAGAAGCCGUACAGCUGUGACCAGUGUGGGUUAGUUUUUCGGCAGUUGGGGAGUCUAAAAUACCAUCAACGUAUUCACACUGGGGAGAAGCCGUUUUGGUGUGAACAGUGUGGGUUAGUUUUUAGACAGUUGGGACAUCUAACCUUCCACCAACGUAUUCACACUGGAGAGAAGCCGUACAGCUGUGACCAGUGUGGGGCAGCUUUUAGAGAGUUGGGGAGUCUAAAAUACCAUCAGCGCAUUCAUUCUGGAGAGAAGCCAUACAGCUGUGAUCAAUGUGGGUCAGCUUUUAGAAGGCUGGGGAGUCUAAAAUCCCAUCAGCGUAUUCACACUGGAGAGAAGCCAUACAGCUGUGACCAAUGUGGGGCAGCUUUUAGAGUUUUGGGGAGUCUAAAAUCCCAUCAGCGUAUUCACACUGGAGAGAAGCCAUACACCUGUGACCAAUGUGGGUCAGCUUUUAGAGUGUUGGGGAGUCUAAAAUCCCAUCAACGUAUUCACACUGGAGAGAAGCCGUACAGCUGUGACCAAUGUGGGGCAGCUUUUAGAGAGUUGGGGAGUCUAAAAUCCCGUCAACAUAUGCACACUGGAGAGAAGCCGUUUUGGUGUGAACAGUGUGAGAAAACUUUCAUUAAAUCAAGUGGGCUAAAAGUCCAUCAACGUAUUCACACAAGAGCGAACACCAGAUGCAGAUCACAGAGCACAAGGGAGGGAAAGAAAGUGAAAGAAUAGUGGGAUUAACCCAUACACUACAGCAGAGUCCAUAAUUGCACACCCUCUGUUUUAUAUUGUGUUCCUGUUGUAUUUUUAUUUGCUUCCUUCACCUGCUGUUUUAAUGUGCCUUAGAUUUGUGUU